Blepharisma stoltei is the source of this 461-nucleotide messenger RNA. NCBI's taxonomy places the organism in Eukaryota, Ciliophora, Heterotrichea, Heterotrichida, Blepharismidae. The record is from the annotation of a GenBank genome assembly.
AUGGACCAAACAAGUUUAAGAAAGUUGGCACUCUGGGCUAAUGAAAACUGUCUACCUAAAAUCUUAAGGGUAAAUAUAAAUAUUAGUGUGAAUCUCAUGUAAACGAGCUAUCCUGGAUCCCUGAUAUAGCAAUCAAAUCAAAGGCGCUGGUGGAUUAUGGAAUUGUGAAAGCAGAAAUGAUAGAUUUAGAGAGAGCAAGACUUCUUUAUUAUGUAGCAUUUGCAUAUCAAGGCUUUCCAAGUGAAAAUAACUGCAAUGAAUCUCCAUUUGGACAAAUAGUGAGAGUGGCUGAGGUACUUAACAAGUAGAUCGAAGAUCCUUUGCUACCUGAACUAAGCACUUCUCAAGAAAUGUUAGUCCCUGGGACUGUUAUAUAUGCUCUCGUCAUUUGUCACUCCAAAGAAGAUUGUGAUAUUUCAAUAGGCUCCGAUUCUUUCUUUAAAGAACUCACGACUAAUUAA